AUGGGAUCUCAAGACGCUGGCGCCGUUUACAGCGGUGCGGUCCCUGGAGUCGGUGGUAGAGGUGGUGGUGGUGAUGGUGGUGAUAGAGGCGGCCGUGGUGGCAGCGGCAGGAGAAGCAGCAACACCAGCCAGACCAAUGGCGGCGGCUACGCACGCCGCGAGCCUGAGAUGGAUGGAUCUGACGAGGAACCACCAUCCAAGAGACUGCGGUUCGGCGCUUCACCCCUAAUAAGAAGCAGCGAGGAAACACCACAUCCCCGGAAGGAACGCUCCCUAGCCAACCUGUACUCCGUUUUGCACCCGCACAUCAUCAUUGCUAUUGCACCACUGUCAUUCGAUAAGUUUAACCGGGCCGAAAUUGCAGUUCAAGCUGGUCAUAUACUGGCUAAGGAUGCUCAGUUUCUCUCUUUACUUAAUGGCGGUGAGGUGGCGCGGCAAAGGCGAACACAAGAAGUGGUUGGUCAACUCUGCUUGUUGCCUCAAUAUCACAGAAAUGGUGGGCCUCGGCCUAAGGCGCCUAAGCUCAUCAAACAAGAACCAACAGCAUUGCCAAGUACUAGCAUGCACGGAAUCCCGGCCGCCCCAACAACAGUCACUGGAGCUUCUAGAGCGCCUAAACACCAAACACUCCCCUUUGCUGCUCCGGCAAGCCUUCCAAAUCGUUUCAACCGCCCUCUGAGAAACCCCUACCGGCCCCGCGCCAAGAGGGAAACUUCACCACGCCCUCCUCCUCAAUGGGCCCAAUCAGGACAGCGUCCAUAUCUCAGCUGGUCAGAACGCGAUGCCAUUCAGCGAGGAAAACGGCUUGAGUUUUUCAAGGCAAAAUCGUUAAGUGGUGAACCGGCCGUCUAUCAUGUUGAUUUUUCGACCGCCGAAAUUGCCACCAUGAUUGACGAGAUGAAACUUUAUCUUCAGAUGGCCAUCCCACACACUGCCAUCGCAUUACGACAAUUGUGUGACGAGUACCCCGUUGCCCUGCUUAUGGAGGGCAAACUGCCUGGUCGCACGGAGCAAGAUAUUCGCAAAUUUUGCUCUGAUCUUUUCGCUGAUCAAGCUACCGACAGCAGAGGCGCUAGAACUCUGCUACUUCAAGGAGAAUCUACACCACAGCGCCAGGAACAGCAGCGGGACGCGCUGGUGUCAUCGCUGCUGUUUGCUCGCGAACUGGAGGGCAAUGCCGGCAUGGGUCGGACAAGGCGCUUUGUCAACUUUCAGGCGUCUUUCAAGCAGAUAUACGAGGAUGGUCUCAGCCUCGCUGCCGAGUUCACAAACUGUGCUGGUGACAUUUCAACUAUGACUUGGGUCCCAAAUCAGAACAUUAUCUGCGGCACAACGGCGCACUCUGAUGCUCAUAAUCAGCAAUACAAUAAGCCGGGCAACCUGCUUCUAUGCUCGAUAUCAAAGGGUGUUUUGCGUGCCUUUCCAGACCACAGAAUUCCCCGGCCGCUUGUCCCGAAAGGUGAGAAUUCCACCAUAGCCAUGCGCCAGAGCCAAGAUCCGUGGAUCUACUCGUCGGUGGUGUCGUCAGAUUAUGACAACAUACACGGCUUGGCUUAUACCUCAAGUUUUGACUGGACGAUCAAGGCAUGGAAGGUGGACCAGGAUGGCAGCUCCAUGGAAGCCGUUGCGACGUUUAAACAAAACGGAAACGUGAACUUCGUCGCUGUGGCUCGUGAUGGCUCUGGGCGCGUUGCUGUGGCAGCGGAUGCGAACACCGAAGCUGUCCGUAUCUAUACCAUGGACCCUACCAACAUGACUGAGAGCCCGUAUUAUACCAUUUCUUGCUCUCGAACCGACGCGAACGGUUCCGACAAAUGGGCAUACUUCCCGGCGACAGUUCAAUGGGGCAUAGCCCCCGGAACACAGCAUCUUCUCCUUGUCGGGUAUUCCCCUCGCAGCUUGACCGACGAUGAGCAAGACAUCCCGGACGAUAAGCAGCAAACAGGCGAGAUUCUGCUCUGGGAUGCACGAGAUCGCCGUCUGUUACCUGUGCUGACGGCAACUGCGGCAAACGUUUUCGAAGUGGCGUGGCAUCCGACCGUCUGCGGCUUCGUUGUUGGUACAUCUCCUGUCGGCCUCCACAUCGACCAAGGCGUGCGUACACAGGUCCACGUCUUCGGGCAAGACAGGAUACAGCACCCCGACGGCGCGUACAGCGAGCUCAACAAGCUCGACUGCUUCGCCUCUGACAUCAACGAGCUUACCAUUGUUUCCAACUCGAGGCAGAGCGCCUACGUCACCGCCGCCUGCACUGACGGCAACGUGUACGUGUGGGACAUGGCGCAGGGCGACAAGCCGAUCCACGUCCUGCGGCACGGCGGCCCGCUGGAGGGUCUCCUGCGCGCCGAGGACCGGGAGCGCGAGGACACGGGCGUCAAGUUCACGGCGUGGGGCAGAGAUCUCACCCGGCUGUACACGGGCUCCAGCGACGGCGUUGUCAAGGUGUGGAACGUCCGCAAAAAAAGCAAGCCGUUUGUGCGCGACCUGCUGCGCGCCCCCGCGCCCAUCUCCUGCGGCAGCUUCUCGCCCGACCGCAGCAAGCUGGCCGUCGGCGACGCCACCGGUCGCCUCUUCCUCUUCACAGUGACUAAGGACGAGAAGCUUGAGGAACAGUUCACCAUGACCCUGCCCGGCACGGGUCGAGUCGUCCGCCGCCCGAAGCCAUUCACGCCACACCCCGAGCCGCCGCCGCCGUCCGCACCCGCGCUCGACCCUGACGUCAUGGCGCUCGACAACGUCGACGACGAGGACGAAGACGUGGACGAGGCGACGUACGCGCGCCGCAAGUACCUCGACACGCAGCAAGUGACCAUCCACGCCAAUCCCGUCGUCGGCGCCGUGCAGGGGCCGCGAUACGCCGCCUCGGGGCUCUUCCUGCGCGAAGCCCACCUCGACGACGACCCCGCCGCGCCGCUCCUCGCAAAGUACGAUCACCUGCAGCAGGAGAGCCGCCACAGCGUGCUCGGCGCCGGCGGGGCCAACUGCCGACGGCGCUCCAUGCGGCGGCUCGUGGCGCCGACGACCGAGGAGCAGCGGCUGCACGCCGACAACCUGGCGCGCGACUUUGACCCCGCCGCGCUGGACCGGGACGACCUGGAGGAUCUGGUGCGCGCGGGCGCGCUGCUGCACCUCGCCGACGAGGCUGAGGAUUGGGGCUUUGAGUAUGAGGGCUCGCUGCUGCCCGACGAUGACGACUGUCCGUCGGAAUCCGAAUCGGAUAUUGAAUAA
Cordyceps fumosorosea ARSEF 2679 is the source of this 3228-nucleotide messenger RNA. Its product is annotated as Rik1-associated factor 1. The record is from RefSeq and is a predicted model, not a curated record. The transcript has 3 exons. Lineage: Eukaryota; Fungi; Ascomycota; Sordariomycetes; Hypocreales; Cordycipitaceae. Gene Ontology annotation, molecular function: protein binding. The coding region runs from base 1 to 3228 and encodes 1075 amino acids. Gene Ontology annotation, cellular component: TORC2 complex; TORC1 complex. Gene Ontology annotation, biological process: regulation of actin cytoskeleton organization; TOR signaling.